CGGACUUAUAUUAAAGACGAGCGCAAGGAUUUUAACAACACGAGCGUUCGCUCAAUGAUAUUGUAGUUUAUACCGAUUAUUUUGUUACGUACUUUCUUAAAAGGUCCAUCUUUGUGGGAGGUCAUGCUCCUGGCGGAUCCUGGUCUGUUCAUUGGAACGGCGGCCGACCUUAAUGACAAGGCGGCGUUGGCGGAUGCGUCCGUGACUCACAUCCUGUCCGUGGACUCUGUGGACCCUGGAGCUCUUCUGCCUGAGGGUUGUGGCUAUUGCAGUAAAUGGAUCAAUGUGCUGGAUGAGGCGGCCUCUGACCUCCUGAGCCACAUGGACUCCUGCUUCCUGUUUAUUCAGGAGGCAGUGGAUGGAGGCGGCGCCGCGCUGGUCCACUGUCAUGCUGGACGUAGUCGCAGUGCCACCAUUGUGACUGCUUACCUGAUGAAGAGAUACCAGCUGGGCUUUGUGGAGGCGUAUCAAAGACUGAAAAACGUCAAGCAGGAUGUGCAGGUCAACAGCGGUUUUGAGGAGCAGCUGUGUCUGUACGAGGCCAUGCAUUGUGAAGUGGACACCUCUAGUCCUUUUUAUAAACAAUACAGACUGACCAAGAUGACUGAGAAAUACCCCGAGCUGCAGCAUGUCCCCAAGGAGAUGUUUGCAGCUGACCCUGCUCUCUCCAGCUCAUCUGAAUCCUCCUAUCGAUGCAGGAAGUGCAGAAGAACUCUGUUCCGCAGCUCCAGUCUUCUCAGUCACCAAGUGGGAGAAGGUGCAUCAGCCUUUGCCCACAAGAAGUCCAGCAACCUGACUGGAGGAGUCCAAUGUACUUCAUACUUUAUUCAACCAGUGCAGUGGAUGGAACAAGCGCUACUUGGUGUGAUGGAUGGACAGCUGCUAUGUCCUAAAUGUGGAUACAAGCUGGGCUCGUUCCGCUGGUGUGGAGAUCAGUGUUCAUGUGGUCGCUGGGUCACGCCGUCCUUUCAGCUGCACCGGAACAGAGUGGACGAGAUACCGGCUCGUCAGUAUCCAUUUGGAAAGAAAGAAAAAGAAUCCUAGUG
Molecule: messenger RNA, 1046 nt
Organism: Doryrhamphus excisus (bluestripe pipefish)
Lineage: Eukaryota; Metazoa; Chordata; Actinopteri; Syngnathiformes; Syngnathidae
Gene: dusp12
Product: dual specificity phosphatase 12
Biological process (GO): protein dephosphorylation
Cellular component (GO): nucleus
Molecular function (GO): protein tyrosine/serine/threonine phosphatase activity
Source: RefSeq, a predicted model, not a curated record